AUGCUCAAUUUUCAUAAUGUCUGCUCAGUACCCAGCUCCUUCUGGCUCACUGGCAUCCCAGGGCUGGAGUCCCUGCACAUCUGGCUCUCCAUCCCCUUUGGCUCCAUGUACCUGGUGGCUGUGGUGGGGAAUGUGACCAUCCUGGCUGUGGUAAGGGUAGAGCGUAGCCUGCACCAGCCCAUGUACUUUUUCCUGUGCAUGUUGGCUGCCAUUGACCUGGUUCUGUCUACUUCCACUAUGCCUAAACUUCUUGGAAUCUUCUGGUUUGGUGCUGGUGACAUCGGCCUGGAUGCCUGCUUGGGCCAAAUGUUCCUUAUCCACUGCUUUGCCACUGUUGAGUCGGGCAUCUUCCUUGCCAUGGCUUUUGAUCGCUACGUGGCCAUCUGCAACCCACUACGUCAUAGCAUGGUGCUCACUCAUGCAGUGGUGGGUCGUUUGGGGUUGGUUUCCCUCUUCCGGGGGGUUCUCUACAUUGGACCUCUGCCUCUGAUGAUCCGCCUGUGGCUGCCCCUUUAUAAAGCCCAUGUCAUUUCCCACUCCUAUUGUGAGCACAUGGCUGUAGUUGCCUUGACUUGUGGUGACAGCAGGGUCAAUAAUAUCUAUGGGCUGAGCAUUGGCUUUCUGGUGUUGAUCCUGGACUCAGUGGCUAUUGCUGCCUCCUAUGUGAUGAUUUUCAGGGCCGUGAUGGGGCUAGCCACUCCCGAGGCCAGGCUUAAAACCCUGGGGACAUGCGGUUCACACAUGUGUGCCAUCCUGAUCUUUUAUGUUCCCAUUGCCGUUUCUUCCCUGAUUCAUCGAUUUGGUCGCUGUGUGCCUCCGCCAGUUCACACACUGCUGGCCAACUUCUAUCUCCUCAUUCCUCCAAUCCUCAAUCCCAUUGUCUAUGCUGUUCGCACCAAGCCGAUCCGAGAGAGGCUUCUCCAAAUCCUGAGGAUAGAAAGGAAGAUUAGCUGACUGCUAUUUUCUUCUCAACUAAGCUCAUGGAGAAGGUGUUUAAAUAUGGUAGGCUGCUUCCUGUUGGGAACUUUACAAACAGUUUGAGAUAUUAGGCCCUGUGGUCUCCAACUUUUGUAGUUCCAAAGGAAUACUAAGAAAGUAUACAACUCUAAAUCCUAAAGGUGGAAAAUAUAAAACUUAUGACUAAAAGAUAUUUGAGCUCAAAGAAGGUAAACCAACAGUAACAGCAACAAACUGCUAACAUUUAGCAUUGUGUCAUGUAACUCUUGGAAAUAUCCUGACAUGAAGUAUUGUUUAUAUUUUAUGAGGAAAUAGGACAGAACACCCUUGCUCUAUGAACUGCAUACAGUUACUUAAGCUGCCUUGCUCCAUGUUUUGGUUGGAGUUUGUAAUACAUUGUUACGUAUUAAUACUUUCUACUCUUUGUUUCCUGUAUAUCUUUUAAGAGGUAAAUUCUAAAAACUAAAUCAUUUAAUUGAUGUUUCCUUAGCUACAAGAUACUUCCCGAGUUUAGCUUCUAGUGAUUGAGAUGAUCAAACUGCUGGUAAUAAUGUGUUCUAGAAGACUUAUUUGUAUGCCCAGAAGAUUUGGGGAUACUUAUGAAAGAGAAUGUGGCCCCCCAAAAUUUGUCAGGUAAAUGAAGGAAAAUGAGACAAGAUUACCAUGUCUCAACAUUGCCUUUGUUGUAUUCUCUGCAGGCUUGAGACAUAUGAGGGCUCUGUGGAAAUAAGCCUUCCUUUUCCCACAGAAACACUCCCAAACCCUGAUCCAUCUGUAGGAUUCCUGCCGACAGUUCUACAUCCUUAAAAUGAAUCAGCAUAAAUUGUGUUAUACAAUUUAUAAAGACACUGACUUCAUCCUGCAGAUUAAAUGUUAGCACAAUAACUAGAAUGUAGUUAAUGUGAAUAAAGUAUUUAGU
This is a messenger RNA of Cebus imitator (Panamanian white-faced capuchin), 1876 nucleotides long. Its product is annotated as olfactory receptor 52M1. Gene Ontology annotation, biological process: G protein-coupled receptor signaling pathway. The record is from RefSeq and is a predicted model, not a curated record. NCBI's taxonomy places the organism in Eukaryota, Metazoa, Chordata, Mammalia, Primates, Cebidae. The transcript has a single exon. Gene Ontology annotation, cellular component: membrane. Gene Ontology annotation, molecular function: olfactory receptor activity; G protein-coupled receptor activity. The coding region runs from base 1 to 954 and encodes 317 amino acids.